Molecule: messenger RNA, 561 nt
Organism: Phaethon lepturus (White-tailed tropicbird)
Lineage: Eukaryota; Metazoa; Chordata; Aves; Phaethontiformes; Phaethontidae
Product: palmitoyltransferase ZDHHC15-like
Exons: 6
Biological process (GO): protein targeting to membrane; peptidyl-L-cysteine S-palmitoylation; synaptic vesicle maturation
Cellular component (GO): endoplasmic reticulum; Golgi apparatus
Molecular function (GO): protein-cysteine S-palmitoyltransferase activity
Source: RefSeq, a predicted model, not a curated record
CUAAAAAUGGAUCAUCACUGUCCAUGGGUGAAUAACUGCAUUGGAUUUUCUAACUACAAAUUCUUUCUACUGUUCUUAGCCUAUUCUUUGUUGUAUUGCUUGUAUAUUGCUGCAACAGUCUUCAAGUAUUUCAUUAAGUAUUGGACAGGUGAACUGACUAAUGGACGUUCCAAAUUUCAUGUCCUUUUUCUUCUCUUUGUGGCGGUCAUGUUCUUCGUAAGCCUUAUGUUUCUAUUUGGCUACCAUUGUUGGCUCGUUAGUAGAAACAGAUCUACUUUAGAGGCUUUCUCAGCUCCAGUGUUUCAGAAUGGCCCAGAUAAAAAUGGAUUCAAUCUUGGCUUUGCAAAGAAUCUUCAGCAAGUGUUUGGAGAAGAAAAAAAGCUCUGGUUACUACCUAUUGCCUCUAGCCAGGGCGAUGGACAUUUUUUCCCAAUGAGAGCUUUGUGUGAAGCUCAGAAUCCUCUCCUAGCAAAUGAAGAGCAGUGGGAAGAUGAUGGAAUAGAUGAAGAACCUCAUGAUUCUGGUGAAGCUUCAUCCCUUGCCAUAGAAAGGGAGACAUAG